CCACGGGUGGGAGCUGCGUGUCCGGUGGGGACCACGGGUGGGAGCUGCGUGUCCGGUGGGGACCACGGGUGGGAGCUGCCCCACACUGGACACUGGACACGACAGAGGUGCCACCCCUCCCCGGACACCCCACACGUCACACAAGUGGGUGAUAUAACGAAGCUGGUUGUAAUUGUGACAGUGUCACACGCCCCCCUUUGCUCUCCACAACGCUGACCGGUCUCCUGCCCUCCGGACAAACUUUGCAGACGGAAGUGAACCUCAAAACACCAAACUUUUGCCCCAAUUCGGGUGGCGGAAGCGCCGAGGCCGGAAGUGGGCGGGACACGGGCAGGAAGCGCUCGGUGCGGCGAAGGGUGGACGAUGCUGGGGGCCGGGGCCGGGGCUUGGGCCUGGGCCUGGGCCUGGGCCUGAGGCCCGAGGCCCUCGUCCCAGCCCGGCGCUUUAUGGCGGGCCUGCUCCAGCUGGCCCUCAACCUCAGCCGCCCGGCCGUCAACUCGUACGGCGGUUUCGCCAAAGGCCUGAGCCGCACCCUCGUCACCUUCUUCGAGCUGGCCUGGCGGCUCCGCCUCCGCUUCCCUUACCUCUACCUGGUGACCUCCAUGGUGCUCAACGUCCGCCUACAGGUUCAUAUUGAGAUCCACUAGGUAAUUUGGAGCAUGUCCCUGUGUUAAUUCAGUCCCGGACUUUGAAAUUGCUGUGUAUUUAUCAACCAUUGAUAAUGGUGACUUCAAAUCUCAGACUAUAUUGGAGUACGCAGACUGUGAAUGCGUUGGAAAAUCUAAACAGUUACCGGCACCACAGCGGAAGGAACGAUGCAGUCAUGGGUGCCCGUGGACUUUCUAUACAAUCACAGGAUUCCAGCUGGCAGCUUCGAGCUACAUUUCCUUUAAGAAAUGGACUCGGUGUUUUAAUAGAACAGCGGAAAUCACUGUGUAGAGAGGGGAAAGAGCCUCUUUCUUUCAUUCAAGAUUGCUUUCCAGCAAGGAACCUUCGGAGGGUGUGUGUCUCUCCACGUUUGGCAGUAGUGGAGAGAAGUUUUGAUGAGCACUUUAAAAGCCUCAACACAGCGGCAAUGAUGGACUGUCUGGGGAGAGUGAGUGAAGUUUUACAGCUGUUCAGAACAUGGUGGAACCCAGGGGGAAAAUGUCUGCACUUCGAGAGGCCGCAGUCAGACCAGGGAAUAUUAAAAGACAAAUUAAUCUUCUCAGUUGCACAUGAAGCCCUGGCUGUUACGAGGUGACUUCAAAACCGAAAUGAGGGCUUUUCCUUUUAACCCUUUGCAGUGAUCCCACCACCUUUCUCCGGGUAUCGGCAGGCUCUGAGCUUUCUGACAUUCUCCAUAGAAACCACUGCUGUGUGAUCUGAAAUGUUCCUUGUGCAGUGCAGUGGAUAGAUAGCACAUUGGUGUAAGAUAGUUAAAUUAAAAUGAAGAGACUCAGAACUGCAACUAUGACGUGAUAACUGCCUUUCCAAAUGUAUUGUUCCACUUGUGCAAUAAUGGCUGAGAGACUGUUUAAACCUGAAUAUUUUUCAAGUUUGAUAAAAACAAAUUACAGAUCAUAAAUUAUCUCUUAGUAAUG
Molecule: messenger RNA, 1583 nt
Organism: Mobula hypostoma (lesser devil ray)
Lineage: Eukaryota; Metazoa; Chordata; Chondrichthyes; Myliobatiformes; Myliobatidae
Product: small integral membrane protein 10-like protein 2A
Exons: 2
Coding region: 447-647 (66 amino acids)
Source: RefSeq, a predicted model, not a curated record